This is a messenger RNA of Sphaeramia orbicularis (orbiculate cardinalfish), 1996 nucleotides long. RefSeq lists its product as uncharacterized. Bases 95 to 709 code for a protein of 204 amino acids. The transcript has 5 exons. NCBI's taxonomy places the organism in Eukaryota, Metazoa, Chordata, Actinopteri, Kurtiformes, Apogonidae. The record is from RefSeq and is a predicted model, not a curated record.
CUGUGCAGUUUCAACGGGGCUUUUCCGAAAGUCAGCCUUUAUUUUGCGGAGUUAUUUUGCUUUUCUGUAGAUAGUAAUCACACCCGCAUCGAUUAUGGACAAGUCCGAGUAUUUAACUCCGAACCCCCUUAAACACAGCAGUUUGACAAUGGUGAAAGAAACAACAACAACAACAUCAAAUCAGAUGAUGAGCUACAAAGCCUUCAGUAUGCAGCGGAUCAUUCAGAUGGUGCACAGUAUGGUGGAGAGGAGCUGCAGAAGAGCCUGCCAGUUCUUAUGCUGUCCGCUGAACAACAUGCUGUGUGACAAAUUCAUAUGCUGCCCAGAUCAAGACCAUCAUCAGCCCCCAGGGGAAAAAACAGCACAAGAGACAGUGCCACCCUGGAGUCCGCAAUCCACCAUUCUGAUUGUCAACAUCAGCAAUUCAACCUUGAUCGAUUGUGUGAUUGGGAAUGACGCCUUCCCGUCCACAGUGGCAGAAAGUCAGCCUCUAAUGCAGCGAACUGAAGACGAUGAGACAAGGUGCAGCUGCAGUCACAGACCUCAGGGGGCAGCACAGACCAACACUCCCCCUCCAGAAUCUUUUCCACUGCUUCCGUCAGAGCAAGCGAACAUCCAGAUCCACAACUCCAGCCUCAGCUGCGUCAUCAUCGGAGACAACAACUACAUGCAGGUGGAACAGAGCAACCUCAGCGACGAAGAGCUUUGAGUGUGAGACUUCAGCUUCGGCAAACUGAGCCUGUUUUCUUUAUUUAACUUUUUGUAAAAAAAAAAAAAUUAAAGUUACUCUCGACGCCCAUCUCAAUGUUGUAGAAGAAAUCAGAGGCAAUGAGACCAAAUCGCUGCCUCUGGGCUGUUUCUAAAGUUUCUACAGGUGCUGAUGGGUCAUCUUCAGAGCCUCAGAUUUCUUCUACAGAGGGACACACUGUUUUACACUUGCAUUACACCCCAGCAGCACCUAUUGUGAAUUGUUUCUUUCUUUUUGCUGUGUAGAUAUGGGGUUAAUUUGUUGUAAAGUUACAUUUGUACAGUCUGACUUAACUGCAAAGCUAUUGCUGAAUUGGACGUCUGACCCUGACGUUUGCAUUCUGAAAAACACAAGCUCACCGCAGUUUUUCCAAGUGAUUUCAACAUAGACGAACGUCAGCUCUUAGAACUCUAAAUAAAAAUUAAUGUCUUCAGGAAAGGGUUUUCCUGUUUUGCAAUGUCGGGUAUUUUGCCUUGGCCAGAUAUGCGGACCCACAGUUGACGAGGGAGCAGAUGAGGUUUUCCCACAUUAUAUUCUUGCAUCAUGCACAUGAAGAACUUGAAUUUUCUACUUACUCAUCACUCUGUGACUUUAUGUUCAGUUCCUCCUCAUGCUGGAUUGUGAUGGGGGAAAAUGUGGGGUUUAAGUGUCACCUUGUCAACUGUUCAUUGUGUUUUACAGUAUCUAAAUACUGUGUGACUGAAAUCCUUAUCAUGUCAUGAUAAUGGUGUACGGCGUUAAAGUGUAUGGCCUAUGGUCAUUUACUGUAGACUACUUUGUAGUAAUCAUGCUGGAAAUGAUUGUAAUAUGUUGCUUAUUUAUAUUUUAACGUUACUGCCUGACCUCCUUUGCUGUCCUUAUGUACAUAUAAUAUAUGUACUAAGGCUGUAGAGAAAGAGAAAUGUAUUAUUUUAUUGUAUUUUAUGCAUUAUCUUGUUUAUUUUAUUGUAACUGGUCUUCUUAUUAUUGUUAUUUUUAUUACAGUAAUUUGAUGACUAGAAUAUUGUCAGAUUCAUGCCAUUAAAGAACAUUGAACUGAAAAACCAAAUAAAAAAUUCUUAAACGUUACCAAUAUACAAUGUAGAUGAUGUGUUUAUAACAUGGCUAUGUUCCAUGUCAAGUUCACUCAGUGUUCUGCUUCCUCUUAUUAUUAUACUGAGUGACGUCAGCUGAUUUUUUUUUCUUUAUAUUGUUUGGUUCUGGAGCGCAUGUUUGAAAUGUCAAAGAUGUGUAUUUAAUAAAAAUGAA